UUUUCUAUAUGUAUCAAAUUUCAUAAUUGUUUGUGUAAAUAUUGGUACAUAAUAGAAAUGUAUUAACACAGUAAUCAUAAUAAAUUAUGUCUGAAUUUUAAAAUGAUGAGGAUCUGAAAGCAACCACUUCAAAAUUGAAUCACCUACUUGACCAGGCCAAGGUGACAGGCUGAAUGAAAACUCAUAUUUUGCUCAAUUUCUAGAUUGUUCAGUAAUCAUUAAAACAUGAUGUUAUAAUCGCGUGAAUGUGCACGACUGAUUAUAUACACAAUAGAUAAAAUAGAUUAAAUUGGGGUACAAACUUUGAUACAUAUUGAUUGAUAACUUAUCCUUAUUAUACUGACUUUGACCAAGAAAGUUUGUUAUGAAGGAAAAGUACUUUUAUUCAAACUUAACCUAAAUUUAGUAACUUAAGUUAAAUUCUAGUAAAAAAUUCAACUUUUAUAAGUAUGUACAGUGAAGAACAAUUGCAAAGACUGACCACUAGUCAAUUAACAAGGUUUCUUAUCAAUUGAUGUUAAAUUUUACAACAAGAAUCUCCAGUGAAUUGAAACAAUGAUAGGGAAAUAUCAGCAACAUAAAAAUUGUCCAACAAGGUUGGUCUUAUGGAACUUCCACAAUAUCAACCAAGGUGAGAGCAGAUCAUAUUAUGUUGGAAUUGACGUUGCCCAUACUACCUAUAAAAGAAUUUCAAAUAUUCUUAAUGUUUAUCUUCAUCAGCAGUUUUCGAAUAUCAGACAAUACUAUAUAAUAUUCUCUCAUUGCUGUCCCACUGACCGUAGGCUAUCAUGUGUAAAUUUCCACGAGGCCCUUUUACAAAAAUCAAGUUAUAAGUGGUAAGAAUCCACGGAGGGCAGAGUUGGAUGAUAACAACUGGAAUAACACUUGUGUGAUAAUGUACUAUCACAAUUAUUUAACUUCGAAUAUAGAUUAAAUAUUAUAUAAUUUUAUUGUUCUCUGUUGAGACGUUUCUCAAAUGUCCCAAACAAACUAGUUGAGUUUUAAGAUAUUAUUGAAACAGCAGUUAUCAGGUUUAUUGUAAGUAAAUAAAACUUUGUUUAUAUAAAUCUAUUUAUUAUAUUAUAAGUCGACGUUUUGAGUGACAGCGUCCGUGAUCAGCGAGAGAACUCAGUAAACAAUAACUUUAUGCAGCCAUCUGAAUGUGCAAUCGUUUCAACUACUACACUACCAACCGGCUUCCCUCUUAAAGAAGGUUCCUGAGUGAGAGAACAUUUGCCAAUGUCUAAGAAGCAAAGAAGUACCAGCGCGUCGUCAGCAUGCAUCGAAAGAGCAAAAGCUGAAAAUGGAAAAAUGUCUCAUUGUUUCAAAGGUCACGAGAUAUGAAUAUGAAAAGCACAGCCAUGACAACAUAUCGAAUUGGGAACUAGAGAAGAUACUACGAAAUCGUGGAUCCGACUAUGACUCUAUGGUAUCGAACCAUAGAGAACAGAAAUCCUUUGAAGAGGAUGUGGCCAAGGCGCUAAAAGAAAUGGGAGUUAAAGUUGAAAUGGCUAGUAGGUUAACAUAUAACGAAGAGAUGAUAAAUUGGUGCGACGCAGUUGUCCCAUGUGGUGGUGAUGGGACCUUCCUGCUCGCCGCUUCAAGGGUCAGGGACGCAAAUAAACCAGUGAUAGGUUUCAACAGCGCGCCGCAUAAGUCUGUGGGACGCCUGUGCCUGCCCACCUGGUGUUCCAAUGACCUCAAGGGUGCGCUACAAGCUUUAAAGGAGGGCAAGUUUCGCUGGAUGCGUCGUUCACGGAUACGUACGACGAUCACGAGCGACCCCAAACUGUUGGAUACGAUCACGCCCGUUGAUUUGCACACUCUGCACUUUUGUAGAUAUCCACCCGUGUCAAACCAAGAAGACAGUCAGGAAGCGGCCACGAGACUCAACGACGCUCAGGAGGAGAGUAAAUGUGGUUUAGCUACAAAGGUGCUGCCGUUUUUAGCUCUAAAUGAGGUGUUUAUUGGGGAGAGCGUGACGUCACGGGUGUCUCUUCUCCGUCUGAAGAUAGAUGAUGGGAAAUGGGCUCAUACUAAGAGUUCCGGACUCUGCGUUACAACCGGAACCGGAAGUACCUCGUGGCAUUACAGCAUAAACUGCCUCAGAACCCACUCAGUGCUGGAAUUAAUGAAGAUUCUCCACGAAGAGUACGGGGUCGAUCUGGACACGUCUUUGGAGAAGGCUCGCGAGGUCACCGAGAAGUACAACACGAAGUUAAUGUUUCCCCCAGACUCCGAGCAAUUAGCGUACUCCGUCCGCGAGUACAUAACCUUCGAGGAAUGGCCAGCUCCUCGAGGCCUCAGGGUCAGGGACAGGGCCGAAGCCGUCACCGUUCGCAGCCACUGCACCGAUGCUGGCUUGGUAAUAGAUGGGAGCGUAUCAUUCCCAUUCAACGACGGAACCCAAGCGCUGUUAGAGAUUCAUCCCGAAGACUCGCUUAUGACAGUCCAAAUGGACGACGCGUUGCCUUAUUAAUUUGUUACGUUUAAUAUAUGUAAAUAAAAAAUCUAGGUUUAUACCAAGCUAUUGCACAAACUAUACGUAAAAUCGAGUAGUUAACGCAUUUUUUAUAAACGUAUUCGACCGAUCAAAAAGUGCGACUAUAGUGUAUAUAUACUAUGCGACUAUGCAUACAAACACAUGACGAUAUCAUGUAUACAAAAAUAUACGUUAGUGUAUUUGAAAUAGUUUACGAAUACUAUUCGAAAACGGGUGUCAUGCUUUAGUUCCAAAUAAACUUAUUUAGCUGCGUUAACUAUGCAAAGAUUACUAUUCAAAUUCUGUCACAUUGAUAAUGUACUAUGUACUAACUGUUGAAAGACAUCUUUGAAAUGAAGUGGCUCCACAUUGUAACAAAUAUUAUUUCCAAUGUGACUUACUACAAUAAAAAGUAGCUCAAAAGUUAAAAAGCUUGGCUGUCAAAAAUAAAAAAUUUAGUUUCUAAAUUGUCUUGUGAUAUUGAGUUUUUCGAGCUUCUGAAUUGUAUUUAUUCUAAGGACUGUUAAUACUUACCUAGUGUUGAACUAUGCAGUAAGACUGAGUUUUUUUUAUUUCUCUUAGGUAUAAGUAAAUAGUUAAUCAAGAUGAAUGUUGAUCAAACGUUAAUUAAUUAAUAUAUGUCUGCAAAGUAAUAUUGUUAUUCAUUUAUAUCUUGAUAUUUUAUUAAUCUGUAUGAAAAACAUUUAUAUGUGGGUACAUUUAUAAAUUUCUUGUCUACCCACUUAGAUUGCAUAAUAGUCAUAGUGAUUUCUGGUAUUUUCUUACAAGAUUUUGCUUGUAGUAAUUUAUUUUACUUUAUACUUGAUAGUUUCUGUCGAAUCUUGUAUCGACCUCAGAAUCAUAAUGCAGCAUUAUUUUAUUUAAGAAUUUAUUGUUAAAUAGUGUAUCAAAAACAAG
This is a messenger RNA of Pieris brassicae (large cabbage white), 3400 nucleotides long. RefSeq names its product NAD kinase 2, mitochondrial (gene Nadk2). Gene Ontology annotation, molecular function: NAD+ kinase activity. Gene Ontology annotation, cellular component: mitochondrion. Gene Ontology annotation, biological process: NAD+ metabolic process; NADP+ biosynthetic process. The transcript has 11 exons. NCBI's taxonomy places the organism in Eukaryota, Metazoa, Arthropoda, Insecta, Lepidoptera, Pieridae. Bases 1304 to 2479 code for a protein of 391 amino acids. The record is from RefSeq and is a predicted model, not a curated record.